AUGGAUAGUGACACAAAUUCAGAAGACAUGAAUGAAGAAUAUAUACAACAAGUCAUAGCAGAAGAAAUGGAAAUUGAUGAACUUGUCCUUGUUGUUGCAAGAACAUCAGUAUAUUAUCAUAAUAAUUUUUUGGUUAAGGAACCAUGUAGAAAUUCACCUCACACUGGCUGGAAAUUUAUGAUGGAAAUUAUGGAUGGAAAUGGUCGACGAUGUCAUGAGAUGUUUCGAAUGGAAAAACAUGUUUUUUGUAAACUGUGUGAUAGAUUGAGAAGUUAUGGACUAAAAUCUAGUAAAGGUGUGAGACUAGAAGAGUCAGUUGGUAUGUUUAUGAUGAUUUUAGGACAUGGUGCAGGAAAUAGAAUGAUUCAAGAGCAUUUUCAGCAUUCAGGUGAAACUGAUUGUAUUGGAGCAAUAGACGGAACACAUGUUCGAGUUUCACUUCCAGUAGAUAAACAAAUACCAUACAUUGGAAGAAAGGGUUGUCCUACACAAAAUAUUAUGGCUGUAUGUGGAUUUGAUAUGUUAUUCACAUUUGUAUGGGCGAGUUGGGAAGGAACAGCACAUGAUACUCGUAUAUUUCUUGAAGCAUUAAGAAAUACACAUCUUAAUUUUCCUAAACCACCCAAUGGUAAGUAUUACUUAGUUGAUGCAGGGUAUCCAAAUAUAAAAGGUUAUUUAGCUCCAUAUAAAGGGACAAGAUACCAUCUUCCUCAAUUUCAACAAGGUAGUCAACGUAGUGGCUCUAAAGAAGUAUUUAACCACGCUCAUUCAUCAUUACGCAGUGUUAUUGAACGCUGUUUUGGUGUAUGGAAAGCACGAUGGGAAAUUUUGCAACGAAUGCCAAAUUAUAAGUUUGAUAAACAAGUAGCUAUUGUUACAGCUUCAAUGGCUUUACAUAAUUUUAUCAGGAGAGAGACCAUUAAUGACAUAGAGUUCCCAUCUUGUGAUGAAACAAAUGAUGAUUUUGUAAAUGACGAUGACCCAAAUAUUAACUUAGUAAGAGAUGAGAGUGAAAUGAGAGUUAUUCGUGAUAAAAUCGCAGCUGAACUCAUGCUUAAAUAA
Messenger RNA from Humulus lupulus (European hop), 1062 nucleotides. RefSeq lists its product as uncharacterized. The record is from RefSeq and is a predicted model, not a curated record. Bases 1 to 1062 code for a protein of 353 amino acids. The transcript has 3 exons. NCBI's taxonomy places the organism in Eukaryota, Viridiplantae, Streptophyta, Magnoliopsida, Rosales, Cannabaceae.